Messenger RNA from Talpa occidentalis (Iberian mole), 676 nucleotides. Its product is annotated as nuclear body protein SP140-like protein. The record is from RefSeq and is a predicted model, not a curated record. Gene Ontology annotation, cellular component: nucleus. The transcript has 6 exons. Gene Ontology annotation, biological process: regulation of transcription by RNA polymerase II. Bases 235 to 588 code for a protein of 117 amino acids. Gene Ontology annotation, molecular function: protein binding; DNA-binding transcription factor activity, RNA polymerase II-specific. NCBI's taxonomy places the organism in Eukaryota, Metazoa, Chordata, Mammalia, Eulipotyphla, Talpidae.
UCUUUCGGUUAUCCCUCAGUUGAUCCUUAUCCAGAAAACUCUAACACGUGCGAGGUGUGCGGGGCCAGAGGGCUGCUGCUGUGCUGCGACACUUGUCCCAGGUCCUUUCACAAAGACUGUCACAUCCCCCUUGAGGACACGGAGAGGGACCCGUGGAGCUGCACCUUCUGCGAGGUGAAUGAGUCCUCGGGAAGCCAGCCGCGUCGGGGGGAGGCCGAGGUCCUGGCAAGGCCGAUGCAGCCCGAGGAGCAGUUGAAAUGUGCCUUGCUCCUCAUGAAGGUCUAUGGCCAUUCCGAAAGCUCCUUUUUUAAGAGGAUUCCACAUUAUUAUUAUAUUAAGGAAGUUUCUCAAAAACUGAAGGAACCCAUGUGGUUGGACAAAAUCAAGAAGAAGCUAAAUAAGCAGGGAUACUCCCGAGUGCAGGAGUUUGUGCAGGACAUGCGCCUCAUUUUCCAAAACCACAAAGUAUCUUACAAGAGCGUUAACUUUGGCCUAAGGGGACUUAAACUGGAGGCAGAAUUUGAGAAGAAUUUCAAGGAAGUGUUUGCUAUUCAAGAAACAACUGAGGACAGCCCCCCAGGGGAGUGACCGCCCUGGAUGCCCUCAGAAAUCUCUGGACAGAUCUCAGAAUGGUCCUUCAAAAUCAACAAAAAACUACGAACCAGAGACACUUUUA